Molecule: messenger RNA, 1821 nt
Organism: Fusarium tjaetaba
Lineage: Eukaryota; Fungi; Ascomycota; Sordariomycetes; Hypocreales; Nectriaceae
Product: BCS1-mitochondrial of the AAA family of ATPase
Exons: 2
Coding region: 1-1821 (606 amino acids)
Biological process (GO): protein insertion into mitochondrial inner membrane from matrix; mitochondrial respiratory chain complex III assembly
Cellular component (GO): mitochondrial inner membrane
Molecular function (GO): ATP binding; ATP hydrolysis activity
Source: RefSeq, a predicted model, not a curated record
AUGUCUCAUCACUUCCACGUUGGCGCUGCUACCGGGCAGCAUCUUCUCGAUCCAAUGUCACAGGGAAUCGGCAUCAUGAGGGAUGUUGUCUCGCGCUGGUCAGAACUCGAUAUCACACAGAUCGGAUCGCUCAUUGCUAUCGCCGGAACAGUACCUACAGCCUGGAGGUUUCUCCAUCGCAUAUGGCAUGAAGUCUAUGGUACAAUACGGCGUUUCUUUCUCGCAUCAGUGACCAUUCCUGGUGGCGAUCCUCUCAACAGAAGUGUUGUCAAAUGGAUUCUGGCUAACCGGGAACGACACUAUCGUUCAUUCCAUGGACGCACCGAUAUCGGACAGAAUGGAGAUCGCGCCGCAGCCCUGAAAAAGACAAAGCAUUCUAUCCAGUAUUCACCCCACUGGAACACAAGAUGGCUAUUUUAUGAGGGAAACCUGUUUCUUGUGACACGCAGAAUCGACGACUUCAGCUCUUCUUUAUCGGAUCCUAGUUAUGACGGUAUCGGAGGAGAAGAGAUCACUGUGAGCUGCUUUGGCUGGUCGGCUGAGCCCAUCAAGGCCUUUAUCGAAUCAUGCCGGGAGUAUUCAGAUCGGCAAACACAGUUUUUUGUGAUUAUCUACGCUCGGGAUCGCUAUGGUCUUUCGUGGAAACCAAAGGCACGGAAACCAAUUCGACAUUUAGAGACCGUUCACUUCGAUAAUGAGACGAAACAAGAGCUUCUUGGCGAUAUUCGAAAUUAUCUUGAUCCCAGGACACAGAAGAGAUAUCAGAGUCGCAGCAUGCCUUAUAGACGAGGUUAUCUAUUUUACGGACCCCCUGGAACUGGAAAGUCAUCGUUGUCAGUUGCAAUUGCCGGCGAGUUUGGACUGGAUCUUUAUGAAGUCAAGAUCCCUAGCGUUGCCACGGAUGCAGAUCUGGAACAGAUGUUCCAAGAGAUUCCUCCUCGUUGUGUCGUCUUGCUCGAAGAUAUCGAUGCAGUUUGGACAGAUCGUUCAAAUUCAGAUAACGGGCAAGAGGGAAGUUCUGCGCCUAACUGCACCCUUUCCGGGCUUUUGAAUGUCUUGGAUGGCGUUGGUUCUGUUGAAGGCCGCAUCAUCAUCAUGACCACAAAUCAUCCCGAGCAGCUGGAUAGCGCAUUGGUCCGACCAGGACGAGUCGAUAUGAAGGUUCUCCUGGGCAACAUCAGUCGAAAGUCAGCCGAAGAGAUGUUCAUCCGCAUGUUUUCUCCUGAUCUCGGAUGCACCUCGCAUCUUGAUAUGGAUGAGAUCAAGAAGCUGGCUACGGAGUUUGGGGAAAAAAUUCCUGACGAUACGUUCACGCCAUCGUUAUUACAAGGCUUCUUUCAGUUACAUUUGGAGAGCCCUCGAGAGGCUGCUUCAAGUAUAGGAGCUUGGGUUAAAAGGGAGCUCGAUAGGAGUUCGGAAAAGGAGUUUGAGCUUAUUACUGCUUGCACUGUCAAACGAAACGAACUUCUCAUCUACUCCAGUGCUUCAGCAUUAGCAAACAAGUCGCUCAUUAACAUAAAACACCAACUGAAAUACACACACCCCAAAAUGUGUAUACCACUCUUCAGAAAGAAGAAACACGAUCGGGUCUACGAUUACCAUCCACAACCAGCCAUGGGCUACUCAAAGAAAUACGGCUACAACAACUACGGAUACUACAACGGCGGCAAGAAGUCGCGUAAACAAGGCCGUCACUACGCCUCAGCUGCCGGUGACUUAGCAGGAGCUUGGGCCGAUUACAGCGGAGGAGGUCAUCAUGGAGGAGGCCACAGUGAUGGCGGCGGCGGCGCAGAUGGUGGAGGUGGAGGAGGCUGUUCAUAA